AGGGCUGACGAGCAAGAGAAGCUCAACACCAACGGCACCGUCAUCCAAAACGGAGCGAACAUCACGGCAGAGCUGAACAUCGAUUUCUACCUGGGUGUUUACGGAGGUUUGACUGCGGCCACCAUCGUUUUUGGCUUCAUCAGGAAUAUCGCUCUGUUCCACGUGCUGGUGAGGUCUGCACAGGCUCUGCACAACUGCAUGUUCAACUCCAUACUCCGAACACACGUGCGCUUUUUCGACAUCAACCCGAUCGGAAGAGUCUUAAACAGAUUUUCAAAGGACAUUGGCCAGCUGGACUCUAACAUGCCGUGGACGUUUGUGGACUUCAUCCAGGUGUUCCUGCAGAUCCUCUCUGUGAUCGCGGUGGCCGUGUCCGUGAUCCCCUGGAUCCUCAUCCCCGUACUCCCCCUCCUCCUCGUCUUCCUUUACCUGCGUCGCUACUUCCUGCAGACCUCCAGAGACAUCAAACGCCUCGAGUCCACCACCCGGAGUCCAGUGUUCUCCCACCUGUCGUCGUCUCUUCAGGGCCUGUGGACGAUCCGAGCCUUCGGAGCAGAGGAGAGGUUCCAGAAAGUUUUUGACGCCCAUCAGGACCUGCACUCGGAGGCCUGGUUCCUGUUCCUGACCACCUCUCGCUGGUUCGCCGUGCGUCUGGAUGGCAUCUGCUCCAUAUUUGUGACGGUUGUCACCUUUGGCUGCCUGCUGCUGAGAAACCAGAUGGACGCUGGCUCUGUGGGUCUGGCUCUGAGCUACUCUGUCACACUGAUGGGAAUGUUCCAGUGGGGCGUCAGGCAGAGCGCAGAGGUGGAGAACAUGAUGACGUCAGUGGAGAGAGUAGUGGAGUACACGGAGCUGGAGAGCGAAGCACCGUGGGAAACCCAGAAGCGUCCUCCUCCCGAUUGGCCCAGCAAAGGCCUGGUGACCUUCGACAGGGUCAGCUUCUCCUACAGCAGCGACGGACCGCUGGUGCUGCACAACCUGAAGGCCAUGUUCCGACCCAAAGAGAAGGUAGAACAGGUGCCAGGAAAAGCUCUCUGGUCUCCGCUCUUUUCCACCUGGCCGAGCCGCAGGGGAAGAUCUACAUCGACGGUGUGUCGACGUCCGAGAUCGGCCUCCACGACCUGCGCCAGAAGAUGUCCAUCAUCCCUCAG
Plectropomus leopardus (leopard coralgrouper) is the source of this 1151-nucleotide messenger RNA. Lineage: Eukaryota; Metazoa; Chordata; Actinopteri; Perciformes; Serranidae. The record is from RefSeq and is a predicted model, not a curated record.